GCGAUGGGUCUGCGAGAAGAAAGUUCCGCUCUGCAUCAUUCGCCGGUUGAAAUCUGCUGAGGAAGCCAGCAUAAUGUGCCGAUGUUUUGAGAGUGAUGUUGACUUUCUGAUGGCGUGAAAUUAAAAGCGACCAUGCCUGCUGUUUUCUUGGACAGGUUACCGCUCCCCAGCUUGCAGGCCUACACCGUAGGCAGCGUGUUGUUGCUGGCUUGUUCCGUGCACUAUGCCAUACAAGUCACUUCGCAAAUUGGAUUAAAUUUCAACGGAACUGAAGUCGGCUUUGGAAGUGAUAAUAAUGCCGUUCUACACAGAAAUUCCACACCCGGUGUUUUACCCGAUGUUUCUUUCGGUGAUCUGUUGUUGGAAAGAUUUAUCUUUAGAAGAGCAGUGGAAGUCGUGUACUUCAUGUUGCAAGAACCAAUGUGCAUAUGGACACUAAUAAAUAUGACAUACUGCUGCUUCAUACUCAUCGGUAAAAUUAUUCAAAAGCUUGUGUUUGGAGAUUUGAGGGUGUCCGAACAACAGCACAUCAAAGAUAAAUUCUGGAACUUUGUCUUCUAUAAGUUUAUUUUCAUCUUUGGUGUAAUGAACGUCCAAUUCAUGGAUGAAGUGGUGUUGUGGUGCAGUUGGUUCUCCAUUUUAGGAUUUCUUCAUCUUUUAGCACAGUUAUGUAAAGAUCGCUGCGAAUAUCUUUCAUUUUCCCCAGCGACACCCAAAUGGACCCACUGUCGGGUGCUCAUGUUGUUAUUUGGAAUACUUAUGAUGUCCUUCAGUCUGUUUGGAAUUUGUAUAUUUGUUGGGCUUCAUGCUGGUAUCAACACAUUUGCUUUCAUGGCUGCCGAGUGUUCAUUAGUCUCUGUUAGAACCUUGUACGUCAUUACAAGGUAUGCAAUAUAUUUAUUGGAUGCUACGCAUGAGGGAGCGUGGGAGAAAAGAGCUUCUUAUGUAUAUUAUACUGAAUUAGGUUUCGAGCUCGCUGCUCUGGUAGUUGAUUUCUUUCAUCAUUUGCACAUGUUGAUUUGGGGAAACAUUUUUUUGUCCAUGGCAAGUCUUGUUAUAGCAAUGCAGCUGAGAUGUUUAUUUUAUGAAAUAAAGCAUCGUUUGAAAAAAUACAAAAACUAUUUGAAAAUUGUGAAGCACAUGGAAUGCAAUUAUCCCAUGGCAACUGCUGAAGAAUUAGAAAAGAAUAAUGAUGCUUGUGCCAUAUGCUGGGAUCAUUUGGAUCUGGCACGUAAACUACCUUGUGGUCAUUUGUUCCAUAAUUCAUGUUUGCGAUCUUGGCUAGAACAAGAUACUUCUUGUCCAACAUGUCGCAAAGCUCUGAGUGACAGUGUAGAUAAAAAUUUCAGCUAUGAUAUUACUCAGUUUGAUCAUACUGAUAUUUUAGACAGAGAUGCCACAGAACAUGUAAAUUCUCAACCAAGAAACCAAUUCUUUCACUUUGAUGGAUCUCAAUAUGUUAGUUGGCUUCCUAGUUUCUUGGUAGAAGUAAAUCACCCCAAUGUUGUAGAACGCAGGAAUGCUACUUCUGAUCAAUCAUCACAGUUUGACAGUAUGGCACGCCAAGUUCAGCAGAUGUUUCCUCACAUGCCAUUGAAUCUUAUCAUGGAUGAUCUCUGUUCUACUAAAUCUGUUGAAGUCACUGUUGAAAAUAUUUUAGAUGGAAAACUAGUCCCACCUCCACCUGCUUUUCAAAAUGGUUAUAUUCAAGACUCCAAUCUUCAGGCAUCAGAUAACAGUCAAAAUUCAUUAUUUAUGGGGAAACCACAGAGCAUUUCCUGUCGAGGUCAGUUUGACUACAUUGAAGAUGCUGUAUUUCCGCCUGAAAGCUAUGACUUGGAAGAACUGGAUAGAUUUCCAGAUUUAAUGCGCAUGCACAUAGCUUCACCUCUUGGAUGUCGAUUUUCUAAGUCACCCCAAGAAAGAGAACAAAUUUUAGCAAAAAGAAAAGAAGACCUGAUAAAACAAGCUAGGAGAAAAUAUUUAACAAAGUCUUCAGUACACUAAGAUGCUGAAUCAACAAUUUCAGUCAGGAUGUUGAAGAAGAAAAUUUCAUGUUCAAAUCAUGUGUUAAUAUUCAUCAUAUCAUAAAAUUAAACUAUUUGUGAUGUUUCAUUUGUAGCUUUGUUCAGAAUGAUAACUGAAUAGAGCACCAUCUUGCAUUAGGACUUGCAUUGAAUAAAGAUGCCGUUGUUGCUUUUA
Molecule: messenger RNA, 2202 nt
Organism: Uloborus diversus
Lineage: Eukaryota; Metazoa; Arthropoda; Arachnida; Araneae; Uloboridae
Product: E3 ubiquitin-protein ligase AMFR-like
Exons: 15
Coding region: 133-2007 (624 amino acids)
Biological process (GO): ubiquitin-dependent protein catabolic process; endoplasmic reticulum unfolded protein response; protein K48-linked ubiquitination
Cellular component (GO): ubiquitin ligase complex; cytosol; endoplasmic reticulum
Molecular function (GO): ubiquitin protein ligase activity; ubiquitin binding
Source: RefSeq, a predicted model, not a curated record